Molecule: messenger RNA, 366 nt
Organism: Branchiostoma floridae (Florida lancelet)
Lineage: Eukaryota; Metazoa; Chordata; Leptocardii; Amphioxiformes; Branchiostomatidae
Exons: 2
Coding region: 1-366 (121 amino acids)
Source: RefSeq, a predicted model, not a curated record
AUGUGCCCCCGCCCCGACACCAUCAGCAUAUACCUCCGCCCCGACACCAUCAGCAUGUAUCCCCGCCUCGACACCAUCAACAUGUGUCCCCGCCUCGACACCAUCAACAUGUGCCCCCGCCCCGACACCAUCAGCAUGUCACUGCCCCCUCCCCGACACCACCAGCAACAACGGUCCCGCCCUGACACCAUCAGCAUGUGCCUCCGCCCCGACACCAUCAGCAUGUGGCCCCACUCUGACACCAUCAGCAUGUGCCCCCUCCCCGACACCAUCAGCAUGUGCCCCCUCCCCGACACCAUCAGCAUGUGCCUCACGUCCAGUAACGGUCCCGCCCGACACCAUCAGCAUGUACCGCACGUCCAGUAA